Arabis nemorensis is the source of this 873-nucleotide messenger RNA. NCBI's taxonomy places the organism in Eukaryota, Viridiplantae, Streptophyta, Magnoliopsida, Brassicales, Brassicaceae. The record is from the annotation of a GenBank genome assembly.
AUGGCAGUGGAUUGGUGGUCCAUUAAAAGGCGACAAAAGUGUACACUAAGAGCGACCGAGAAGGACGUGUAUACAUUUGAGUGCGGUAGAUGGAAAUGCAAGUGGUCACUAUGGGCAGCUAAAAUGAAAGAACACGGACUUGUUGAGGUAACCAAAUACACAGGCCCACAUACUUGUCGCCCUUAUAACAGAGAACAUACCGAUUACGAAGAAGAGUUUAUUGAUGAUCUAGAACGUGUUAAUGCGGAUUUUGUAGCAUAUGAGAUAGAACGUGUUAAUGCGGUACAUCCCACACUCUCAUUUGCAGAGUUGAAGAAGUGGUGGAAAGGACAAUUUGGCAAUAAGCUUGUGGUGUAUGAUGAGGAAGGGGAGGCGCAUGAUACGAAAAGACUGAUGCAGGAUGCUAAAAAGAAAGCUAUCAAAGGAGUCUUUGGAGGUUGGGAUCGGAGUUUCAGAUCCGUACCUAAGUUAAUGUUUGCACUUCACUCUUCUAAUGGGCUGCUCGUGGACUCGCAAUUUGAUUCUUUUCUAAAUCCCGAAUCUGCGUCCUUUCGCAGUGUGUUUUGGGCGUUUCCACAGUCUAUUGAAGGGUUUCAACAUUGUAGAUCUCUGAUUCUAGUUGACACAAAAAGCUUGGGUAAGUGCAGUAUGAAACUGAUGAUUGCCCCGGGGGUAGAUGCAGCAAACAAAUAUUUUUCGCUUGCCUUUGGGGUUACUAAACAAGUAUCCACUGAUAGUUGGCGUUGGUUUCUCAGUGGAAUCAGAGAAAAGGUUACACAAAGGCAAGAUGUAACGCCCCCGACCCGGAUUAGGUUAACGCUGACCCGACUGGCCGCACAACAAUCAAACGAGAACAUGCGCAACCAAUGGUAG